This is a messenger RNA of Antrostomus carolinensis (chuck-will's-widow), 869 nucleotides long. RefSeq names its product dynein light chain Tctex-type 1 (gene DYNLT1). Gene Ontology annotation, molecular function: dynein intermediate chain binding. Bases 1 to 513 code for a protein of 170 amino acids. The transcript has 5 exons. Gene Ontology annotation, cellular component: cytoplasm; cytoplasmic dynein complex. Lineage: Eukaryota; Metazoa; Chordata; Aves; Caprimulgiformes; Caprimulgidae. Gene Ontology annotation, biological process: microtubule-based movement. The record is from RefSeq and is a predicted model, not a curated record.
AUGUCGGGUGUUCGCUGGGCUCCUCUGCCCUGGCGUCGGCCCGCGCCUGCUUCUCUCCCGAAAGCGGCCGCUGCGAAUCACUCGGAGAAAACGCUGGAGGAGCGUGACGGCUCCUGGCUUCAGCAGCGGGAUGGAGCGGUGUGCUGUGGCAGGAGGGAUGGCUUAGGUCGGCGUGAGGAAGAGCCGAAUACACUGUUUACUUCCUUUGUUGUUGAUGAAGUCAGUGGCAUCAUUAAAGAGGCCAUAGAAAGUGCGAUAGGUGGCAACGCCUACCAGCACAGCAAGGUGAACCAGUGGACAACCAGUGUGGUGGAGCAAACGCUAAGCCAACUGACCAAGCUGGGGAAGCCUUUCAAGUACAUUGUGACCUGUGUGAUUAUGCAAAAGAAUGGUGCUGGGCUACAUACAGCAAGCUCUUGCUUCUGGGACAACUCCAGUGAUGGCACCUGCACUGUGAGAUGGGAGAACAAGACUAUGUACUGUAUUGUCAGUGCCUUUGGACUUGCAAUAUAAUUGCCUUGGAAUCAUUCAUCCUUCUCUUUUCUACUCCAGCACUUGAUUCCAUCUCUUCUCAAACUGUGAAUACACUGAACAACUUCUGGUUUUAAUGUACUUUUUAAGUAACUUUUUUCAAAGGUAGAAAUGUGAAAACAUGCUGUUACAUGGUUUAUGUUUGUACUUAGUAUCUAUCGUACCAGUGUUGCCAUACUGUCUUAACACUUCAAGAACCUCUCCUCAAGGUGCUAAUACUGAAAUCUGCUGCAGUGCAAACACUUUCUCUAGAUUUCUUUUUUUAAGACCAAUAUAAACAAGACACUGACUUUCACACUUUGUACUUUUGGUUAGCAUUAAAUUAUUGAAAUUCAUAA